GCAGGUAAAUGUCAAACGAGUAAAUUCAUGAUAUGCUUUGUUUUAUUUCUAGGGGAAAAGCUAACAAAUUUAUAUGAAUGUCAAAGCCAUAUUUUGUCUGGAUUUGGAAUAUGGAAUGCAUUUCUCUGAGCUGGGAUCCUCUUUUACUCUCUUUUUCAGGUACUAGAUGACAUAUCUUAACUGGGUUGCUCUAAAGGACUAAUGCCUAAACCAUCUCAACAUGGCCUGUCGAGGAGGAGGUGGGCAUGGCCAUGGUCCCUCAGCUGCGCUCUACUCUGUACGCCCUGGAAGAUUUUUCACAUGUAGAACUCGUGCUCAUAAUAUAUGCAUGGUGUCGGACUUUUUCUACCCGAAUAUGGGAGGCGUGGAAAGCCACAUUUACCAGCUGUCUCAGUGCCUGAUUGAAAGAGGACACAAGAUCAUAAUUGUCACCCAUGCUUACGGAAAUCGAAAAGGCAUCCGUUACCUCACCAAAGGCCUCAAAGUCUAUUACUUGCCUCUGAAAGUUAUGUACAACCAGUCUACAGCCACGACCCUCUUUCACAGUCUGCCUUUGCUCAGGUACAUAUUCGUUCGGGAGAGAGUCACGAUAGUCCACUCACAUAGUUCCUUUUCUGCCAUGGCCCAUGACGCCCUCUUCCACGCCAAGACAAUGGGGCUCCGUACAGUCUUCACGGACCAUUCCCUUUUUGGAUUUGCUGAUGUCAGCUCGGUGCUUACAAACAAGCUUCUAACUGUAUCUCUUUGUGACACAAACCACAUAAUUUGUGUCUCUUAUACUAGUAAGGAAAACACUGUGCUAAGAGCAGCAUUGAAUCCUGAAAUAGUGUCCGUCAUUCCUAAUGCUGUAGAUCCUACUGACUUCACUCCAGACCCAUUUAGAAGGCAUGAUAGCAUAACUAUUGUUAUUGUCAGCAGACUUGUUUACAGAAAAGUUGAUAGAGCCUGUGCAUCACUUGACCCAACAGCUGUAGGGUAUAUGCUAUCUGCAUGUAAGAGACAAAGAAACAGUCUCAGAGAGGGGACCGAUUUGCUUAGUGGUAUAAUACCUGAACUCUGUCAGAAAUAUCAAGAUUUAAAUUUUAUAAUUGGAGGAGAGGGACCAAAGAGAAUAAUUUUGGAAGAAGUGCGGGAAAGAUACCAGCUACAUGACAGAGUGCGUCUCUUGGGAGCCUUAGAACACAAGGAUGUUAGAAAUGUCUUAGUUCAAGGACAUAUUUUUCUUAACACUUCCCUUACUGAAGCAUUCUGCAUGGCCAUUGUGGAAGCAGCCAGUUGUGGUUUACAGGUUGUAAGUACCAAGGUUGGUGGAAUCCCCGAAGUGCUUCCAGAAAAUCUUAUUAUUUUAUGUGAGCCUUCUGUAAAAUCUUUGUGUGAGGGACUGGAAAAAGCUAUUUCCCAACUGAAGUCCGGAGCACUGCCGGCUCCAGAAAAAAUCCAUAACGUAGUAAAGACUUUCUACACCUGGAGGAAUGUUGCAGAGAGAACUGAAAAAGUGUACAACCGAGUGGCAGGAGAAACUGUGUUACCGAUGGACAGGCGACUGGACAGGCUCAUGUCUCGCUGCGGCCCGGUAACAGGCUGCAUUUUCGCUUUGUUGGCUGUAUUCAACUUUCUCUUCCUCACCUUCCUGAGGUGGAUGAUGCCGGAUUCUCUCAUUGAUGUUGCGAUAGAUGCCACAGGGCCAAAGGGUGUCUGGACUAAGCAGUGUCCUUGCAGUAGAAAAGGGAGCAGGAAUAAUGAGAUGCCCAAAACCAGGUAGAAGGAAGCCUAGAUUGGAAGAUUUUUAAUAUUUGUAAUAGUUCUAUUAAGAUGAUUGAAAAUAACCUUGCUUUUUUCCCUUCGUAAAAUUAAUUUAGUAAGUUGUGCUACCUCUAUAUCAGUCAAUGUUUUAUUUUGAGGAAAAAUAACUUAUGCAAUUCCUGAGUGUAGAAACUCCUUGCACUUAUUUAAAAUUUAGGAGAGAACCUAUUUAAGUCACUCAGGUAUGAAAUUUUUCAAACUACUGAAGUUCCUCUAGCAGAGAUGUUUUCACAUAUUUUGGGAGCUUUGGGUGCUGAAGGGCCAAACGUUUUCUGGACAUUUUUUUUGGCCAAUUUAAAUGUUCUGCCAUUAAUUAGGUAUUCACCAGAUGUUUACAAGUUUCCUUUAGGGAAGUACCACAACUCUAUGAACUAUUUUAAGUCAUGUCCAUGCACCUUCAUUAGAUAGUUAAGUCAUGUUUUUAACCUUUUUUUUGGGUACACUCAGUAAGUGUUACAUAUAAUCAGCAGGUUUCUUGAGUAACAAGGUCUGUCAGUUACCAGCAUGCUUUAAGCGCCUACUAUGUGUAGAACAUUGAGCUAGAUAUUUCCUGCCCUGAAGGACCAGGGUGCAUUUGCUGUUUGUCACUCAAAUGGCUCACUUCAUUGUAGUGACUUGACGUGAAAUGGCAAAACAUCCAGCAUGCCAAAAAUGCUCACGCUUCUAAUGCCAGGACGACGGUGCCGGCCCGCUCCGAGCACGUUUUUGAUCCUGUGGUGGGCAUUCUGGGUGGAGCCGUCCUUUUCAGUUGUGUUUAUGAAAAUGCUUUCUGCUUUUUAAUUACUAGGGACCGAUAUCACUGUUGAUGAGAGUGCAGAGACAAACCUUCCACAUCUUUCAGCGCGUAAUUUAGUUCUCUGUGAAUGCCUUCGUGUUUUCCGAGCAGAAUGUAUGGGGUGUGCCAUCUCAAACUCAGCUGCUCCCCUGUACCUUUGAGAGAAGUCACUUCCCUUCACUUGUGGCCUAGCUGAUGUCUGAGAAGUAUUGUCAGUGUGCAAAAAAGUCGUUACCCCAGAAUGUUUUUUCCUGGUGAAUUGAGCCUGAAAAUUUUAGGAUGGAUGUGUUAUUAACUGUAAUUGUUGCCCAGAGCCAUGGGUUUUUAAACCCCAGAUUAUCCACAUGGUGUGUCUUACUGAACUCCUUCGAAUAAGUUUUUGUGAUAAAGGACUGAAAUAGAAAGAAAGAGGCACGUGUGGGUGCACUACAUAGAUCCUGGCAGUAUUGUGAUUGUGUGCAGGAUUUUUUUAAAUGAUAAUAUUUACAAGACUUUUUUUAAAGUAUCUUAACAUGCCUGUUAAUCAGUUGCCACUGAUAUAAAGAAAUAUAUUUGUGUUUCAUACUAAAACACAAAUGCAAGAGCGUAAUUUUUAAAAUCUAGAAGUUAGGAGUUCUUUAGUAAAGAAAAAUAGACUGACCCAAACCAUUACAUCCUAUUAGGAUUUUUAUGCACAGAAACUGACUUAUAUAAAUAUGGAAUAAACAGUGCCAAUAUUUGUGAAAAAAAGAGAAACUGUAACAUUUAGUUUUAUUCAGCAAUUUUCAAAGGCAUACUAUUUUUUUCUUAUAUUUUUGUUUCUUCGCAUCUUUUUUUCAAAAUCAUUAUUGUCAUUUAUUUCAGAGGGACAUAGGCAUUAAAGUUCUUCUUGCAUGUAAAAUAUGUAAUUUGCAAAUUAAAAUUCUUUUUUUUUUUUUUUUUUUAAACGAAUGGAAGUAAAUUUGCUUGUUCUAAUAGAUCUUCAUUUUCAGGCUUCCAGGAUACUUUAAUUGUAACUGUCAGUGUUGCACCGGGCAAUAUGUGGAAACAUAUUGUUCCACCAUCUAACUUACAUUUAUUUGAAAGUGAACUUUCAGUAACGAGGAUUUUAUGAAAAAUGUAUUUCUUUUGAUGUUACAAAAAGUUGCACACGUAAAACUGAUUUAUGAAAACAUGCUCCAUAUCCUAUAAAAAUAAAGACCAAAAUGAAUUUUUAAAA
This is a messenger RNA of Miniopterus natalensis, 3776 nucleotides long. It is a transcript of the gene PIGA, whose product is annotated as phosphatidylinositol glycan anchor biosynthesis class A. Gene Ontology annotation, molecular function: phosphatidylinositol N-acetylglucosaminyltransferase activity. The record is from RefSeq and is a predicted model, not a curated record. Gene Ontology annotation, cellular component: glycosylphosphatidylinositol-N-acetylglucosaminyltransferase (GPI-GnT) complex. NCBI's taxonomy places the organism in Eukaryota, Metazoa, Chordata, Mammalia, Chiroptera, Miniopteridae. Gene Ontology annotation, biological process: GPI anchor biosynthetic process.